CGCAUUCAUAUUUCCUCGUAUCGCCAUCAGACGUCAUGUUGUCUACUACUAGACUGACAUUUCUUCGAAUUUCCGCACGGUGGGUUCACACCGUGAAACCUCACAGACCAUCGAUUCAGUUUCCAGAAAGAAAAAGAGGACAUGCUCAAAUGGAGUCGAAUAGCGCAGAAACACAAUCAUCGUCAGCUCAAGUUAGUCAAACAACGGAAACCCAAACAACCCUGAUUCUGAAUCCAGGGAAUGCUACACAACAAGACCUGCAAGCAUUUCUUUCACUGCCUCAUAGAUACCAGAGACGGCAGUUGACUGAAGCAGAGAUAGAAGCAAUAAAUAUGGGUGGAGAAAGGUGAUGCUGUAAGUUUACAGUGUAACGUAAACUGAUAGAAAACGUCAUGUCAACUGGUGGAGAUGCCAACUGGUCGCUCCGGUGUUUGGUACAGUUUAUAUUACGCGCGAGAGUUGUAAAAAAUUAUAUUUCAUUAUGAAUGUUACAAAUACAAAAGGUAGGCAAACCACACUAGCUAGACCAU
Corticium candelabrum is the source of this 530-nucleotide messenger RNA. RefSeq names its product alpha-ketoglutarate dehydrogenase component 4-like. The transcript is spliced from 3 exons. The record is from RefSeq and is a predicted model, not a curated record. Gene Ontology annotation, biological process: 2-oxoglutarate metabolic process. The coding region runs from base 36 to 350 and encodes 104 amino acids. NCBI's taxonomy places the organism in Eukaryota, Metazoa, Porifera, Homoscleromorpha, Homosclerophorida, Plakinidae. Gene Ontology annotation, molecular function: oxoglutarate dehydrogenase (succinyl-transferring) activity.